Condylostylus longicornis is the source of this 2961-nucleotide messenger RNA. Its product is annotated as tetratricopeptide repeat protein 27. The record is from RefSeq and is a predicted model, not a curated record. Bases 197 to 2830 code for a protein of 877 amino acids. Lineage: Eukaryota; Metazoa; Arthropoda; Insecta; Diptera; Dolichopodidae. Gene Ontology annotation, molecular function: protein binding. The transcript has 4 exons.
UAUACAUACUUAUGUAUUUAUAAACGCUUUUUAUUUUUUUUAUAUUGCUAUAUUUAUUAAGGAAAAGGUUUAGCUGCCUCAAAAUAUAAUAUAAUUAUAUCAAUAUAUUUAAAAUAUUAAUCAAAUGAAUGUGAGGUGGUAUAGUAAUUUAUAUUAAUUGAUAUAGUAUACAAUAAAAAAACCUUCGAAUACAAUUAUGUCUGCCUCAGAAGAAAAGCAUGUUGAACAAACAGUGAUCAAUGACAAUGUGGAUAUCUGUACGAAUAUUGAAAAUAAAUCUCCAGAAAGUAUGAUUGUCGAUAGCAUUCCAAAUGAUAGCGCUAUUCCUGAAGUUAAGGUUAUGGAAACAAAUAUAGAAGCAAAAAUGCAAAAUCAUAUGGAAGUGGAAAUCAAAAAAGAAAUUUUAGAUAUUCCAAACGAUCAAUGCCUGACUGGAGAGAAACAAGAAACAAGUGAUAUUACUCGUAAUACAAGAAGAAAUUUGGGGCCUAACAAAGAAAUUAUUGAAGAACCAGAACAAGGACCGGAUCCACAAGGGUUUUUAUCUGACUUAUACGGAAUUUUUUGUGGUCCACAAUGUAAAGAAGCAAAGGAAGAUAUUGAGUGGUUGGGUCCAUUUAGCACGAACGCUUUAUUUACUGAACAUAAAGAAACUUCUGUGAGAUCAGCAAUUGCAUUUCUAUUAGGCUUUAUACAAGAAAAUUUUACUGGUCCGAGACGUGAGGAAGGUUAUGAAGAACUUAUGGAAAGAAUACCUACCAAUCUUAUAAAACUUGUCCUACGUAGUGAUGGCGAGGAGCUAAAUGUUAAUGUUAGAUAUGUAGAACUCUUCUAUUGUAGUAAAUUGAUAUUUGAUAAUGUUUCUAAAAAUUAUCCUGAAUGUUUAAUUAUAAAAUUGUGGCAAAUGCGCUUAAUUCUAGUACAUCAAAUAUUAUUAGAUGAGUUAGCUAAUUCUUUGUAUGAAGAAUUUAAAACUCUAGCUGAAAUGCUUUUGACUGAAAGGAAUACUUUUAAUAACAAGGAAAUAGAAGUGUUAAUCAGUCUUGAAAUAUCACAAGGAUAUUUACUAUUUCAUAGAGUACAGAAAUGCGAUGAAAUAUUGCAGAAUAUAUGUGAAAAUUACAAAAUUGAUUUGAUUGUGGAAGGUUUGCUUGGUUUAAGAACCAAAUUUCAAGUGAAACCAGUUCCGAUUCUUUGUUUAAAAGUCGAUGGAGCUGAAAAUCUUGAAAUUAGUGGUGAUGAAAUUUCAAAAUCAACAACCAAUUUACCUGUUUUAUUAAAGCAUGAGGAUGAUACUCGUUUAGAAAGAAUAAAAUUUAUCAAUGAAAAAGACAAUGAAGUGAUGCAAAUGCAAAACGCAGUGCAAGCAUUGGUUUUAGCGAAAUUGCAACAUAUAUUAAAAUCUCAACCAAAAGAUCGUUUAGCAUCAGAAGAAAUAGAACCCUAUAUUAAUUCACUUCUAUAUCAGAAGAACGGUCCAUUGUCAAUUCGACUUAAAACGCUUUUGAUAAACAUAGAACAAGAAAAAAAUAGUAAGAGAACUAUUGAUAGGUCUUUAAAGCAAUUAGAAGAUAUUAGUUCCAUCUUGAAAAAUAAAGAACGAUUUUCACUCAAACAGAGAUUUCAAAACUUUUUCUCCUCUAAUCUUCCACCCUUUUGGGAAAUCAGAAAACUUUAUGGGGACGUAAUGGUUACUUUAGGGUUAGUUAAAACAGCUUUAGAUGUGUACAUAGAAAUUCAUGCGUGGGAGGAAGUAAUAAACUGUUACAAUCAGCUGGAAUUAAAGCAUAAAGCUGCAGAAAUAAUUCAGCAAGAAAUAGAAAAACAUCCUACAAUUAAGUUAUACUGCCUUUUAGGAGAUGCCACGGAUGAUCCAAGUUGUUAUGAAAUAGCGUGGGACAUGAGUCAAGGAACAAGUAGUCUGGCGCAAAGGCAUUGGGGAAAUUAUUAUUUUGCUAAAAAAGAUUAUGAAGCUGCCUUACCACAUUUAGAGAAAACAGUAGAAAUCAAUAGCUUGCAAGAAAUACAAUGGCUUAGGUUGGGCUAUGCUGCAAUUACUUUGGAAAAGUGGGAACUAGCUGUAAAAGCUUAUGUAACAUAUACCCAUUUAGAGCCAAAUGGUUUUGAAUCAUGGAAUAAUUUGGCGAAAGCAUUGAUAAAGCUUGGAGAUAAAGUGCGGGCUCAUAAAGUCUUACAAGAGUCACUGAAGUGUAAUUUUGACAAUUGGAAAGUUUGGGAAAAUUUUAUGGCCGUAAGUGUUGACACUGGAAAUUUUGAGGAUGCUAUACGUUCAUAUGAAAGGUUAAGUGAAUUAAAAGAUAAUUUUGUGGACUAUGAAGUUUUAGAAAUAAUUGUAAAAGCAAUUGUCCAAGAUUUACCUGACGUUAAAGGUAAUCCCAGUUCUAGAUUAAAGAAAACUAUCGUCAAAAUAAUUGGACAUCAAUGUAUUAAAUACGCUACAAACUGGAAAUUAUGGAAAUUGGCUGCUGUAUUGUCUGAUAAUGCGUUGAAUAAAGCACAAAAACUGCAAAAAAGUUUUAGAGUUUAUAUAGAUAAUGAAAAGAAUUGGACUUUAAAAAAGGAAUCAAAUAUUGAAGGUGUUAAACUUUGUUUAGAAUUAUGUGAAACAAGUUUAGCUGCGAUUAAAGACCAUAGUGAAAGUGAAAAAUCAAGUAUAAAUUCACAAUUAUCAUCGGCACGGUUAAGUGGACAGUCUUGUUUAACUUUAAUAGAAAAAAGUGAUGAAAAAUUUGCAGAAAAUACCGAAAUGAUUAAAAAAUUACAGGAAUUACACGGUAAAUUGACAGAAGAGUUAAAACAAAGGGUAUAAAAAAAGAUGUUUUUUUAUUUUUUUUUUUAUUCUAAGAAAUGUAUUUUAUAACAAAUGAAGAUGUAUAAAUAGCUAACACUUUAUUUAAGAGGAAAACAUAAAAGAAAAAAAAGAUGAAUAAAUUAUAUCUA